Tachysurus fulvidraco (yellow catfish) is the source of this 1540-nucleotide messenger RNA. RefSeq names its product retrovirus-related Pol polyprotein from transposon 412. Gene Ontology annotation, biological process: DNA integration. The transcript has a single exon. Gene Ontology annotation, molecular function: nucleic acid binding. Lineage: Eukaryota; Metazoa; Chordata; Actinopteri; Siluriformes; Bagridae. The coding region runs from base 41 to 1504 and encodes 487 amino acids. The record is from RefSeq and is a predicted model, not a curated record.
AACACUGUCACUUGCGAGACAACGAUUCUUCUGGAUUGGAAUGAAAAAAGAUAUUGAUGAUUAUGUAAAGAAUUGUCAUCGAUGUGUGGUUGGUAAAACCUCGGAGCCCAAUGCUUGUGCCCCAUUAGGGAGCAUCCGAACUUCAGAACCGCUUGAGCUGGUUUGCAUCGACUUUUGGUCAGCAGAAGUCAAAGAAGGAAAGUCGGUAGACGUACUAGUUGUGACAGAUCAUUUUACAAAAAUGGCCCAUGCAUUUCCAUGCCAAAAUCAGUCUGCCAAACAGGUUGCAAAAAGACUCUGGAAUGACUUCUUUCUGGUCUAUGGAUUCCCCAAGAGAAUUCAUUCCGACCAGGGGGCUAAUUUUGAGAGCAAGCUUAUCAAGGAACUAUUGACCAUGGCGGGUGUAGACAAAUCGCACACAACACCAUACCACCCCAUGGGUAACGGCAUUGCUGAGAGGUUCAAUAGGACUCUUGGAAGCAUGAUCAGGACAUUGCCCCCUAAAGUUAAAUCAAAAUGGCCACAGAUGCUACAGCAACUUACCUUCUGUUACAACUGCACAGAACAUGAGACAACAGGUUUUGCGCCAUUCUUUCUUAUGUUUGGCAGAGUUCCUCGUCUCCCAAUUGAUGUCCUGUUUCAAAAUGUGCUUCUUAAUGAAGAUGUGGUGGAUUACAAAGAUUUUGUGUCCAAGCUGAAGAAAGACUUGCGUGAAGCCGCUCACAUAGCAAGAAUGCACACUCUAAAAGAACAGAAACGACAUGGCAGACUUUACAACAGAAAGGUGAAAGGCUGUUCACUGGCUGUUGGAGACAGAGUCUUGGUUGCGAACAGAGGCGAAAAAGGUAGAAGAAAAGUUUCUGACAAAUGGGAGUCAUCUCCAUAUGAAGUCAUGGCGGUGUAUCCUGAUAUCAAUGUUUACAGGAUUCGGGAAAUCAACUCUGACAAAGUGAGGGUAGUCCAUAGAAAUCUUUUGUUAUCUGUGGACUUCCUGCCAGUUGAUGAACAUCAGGAAUCAGAUCAAAAUGAUGACGUGAAUGUUGAAAUUGAUCUCCAGGAAAACAAAGUUGAUCGUGAUGACAGAACUGCAAACUGGAUAUUAAGUAACACUGAUGGUUUUGAUGAGGGGGAUGAAUGUACGAACUGUACAGACUUACCUGACAUGUCAGAUUGUGUGUCAGAGAGACUGUACUCGGCAAGCACUGAUACUGGGAACCUGCAGGACAGAACUGAUGCCAAAGUGACAAGUGAUGUGAAUGUGACAAGUGAUGUUGAUCUGCCUGACGUAGGAGGUCAAGACUCUAACUCAACUCAAGUCAAGGAUGAGGAGUCUGUGGUUUGCACACAACCAAGGCAGGUAGAGGCAGCAGUAACUCGAACUAGACUUGGCAGAGUCAUUAAGCCUACUAAAAGACUGAUUUAUGAAAUGAACAAACAACACAUAGACAGUUCAGACUCUACAGUGAGUUCUUUUGUUUAUCUAGUUAAAAACAUUUUUACUUAAGGUGUUACAUUUGAUUUCAUGCAAAGUUGAGCACAC